Molecule: messenger RNA, 1511 nt
Organism: Annulohypoxylon maeteangense
Lineage: Eukaryota; Fungi; Ascomycota; Sordariomycetes; Xylariales; Hypoxylaceae
Exons: 2
Coding region: 284-1327 (347 amino acids)
Cellular component (GO): cytosol
Molecular function (GO): glyoxylate reductase (NADPH) activity; NAD binding; hydroxypyruvate reductase [NAD(P)H] activity
Source: RefSeq, a predicted model, not a curated record
CGGCAACUGACGGUCUCGUCGGGUUGACCGCGAUCGAGCCGACCACGCGCUUCUUGCUAGCACUUUCUCCGCAUUACACCAAUUAAUCUGACCAGAUGCGGCUCAUGUGAUUAGGUGGAUAUUGACGAGUUGGAGUUGGAGAUCGCGGGGAUAUAAUAUAUAACGAGGAAUAGAAUAGGAGUCGUGAAUGUUCUGUUCUGCAGAUUGAGCUGUGUUAAGAUAUCCAAAAAGGGGAAAUAGGAAAAAAGGAGACACGUUACAGAAUAUCACCAACACCGCAGAUAUGUCAACCAAGAAACCAGUCAUCCUCCACAUCGGAGACCCUAUUAAGCACAACCCGGAGGUAUACGAGCGCUUCGCAUCAGAGUUCACAGUGAUCCGGCCAGAAGCAGAGGAGCGUCAAAGAGAACCGUUCCUACAAGCGCUUCGAGACCGGAAAUGGGGAGACUUCGACGCUGUGUUCCGGCCGUUUUGGAACACAGGAGGCGAAAUGGGCCGUUGGGAUAAGGAACUAAUCCCCCUCCUCCCAAAGUCGAUGAAGAUAUACGCGAGCGCCGGCGCCGGGUACGACUGGGCUGAUGUAGAUAUCCUAGCCGAGCACGGAAUCCUCUACUGCAACGGCGCCCGCGCCUCCUCCGAGGCCGUAGCCGACAUGGCCAUCUUCCACAUCCUCAGCGUAUUCCGGAACCUCGCAUGGUCACAACUCGCCGCACGCUCCGGCGACCCAGCGCAAUGGACCGAAGCGCAUAAACACGCAACCGCUACCUCCCACAACCCGCAAAACCACAUUCUCGGUAUCAUCGGGCUAGGAAACAUCGGCACCGUGAUAGCGCGCAAAGCCUUCGCCUGCUUCGGCAUGAAAAUCCACUAUUUCGACGUCGAGCGCAAGACCGCCUCACACGAAGCCGAGGCCGGCAACGCGGUUUUCGAAGCUACGCUGGAUGACCUGCUCGGCGUAUCCGACUGCGUAGUCCUAGCCACCCCCUUCGGCGGUUCCGUUCUAAUCGACAGCGCGCGCCUAACGAAAUUCAAACACGGGUCGCGGUUUGUGAAUAUCGCGCGAGGCACACUAGUAGACGAAGACGCGUUAGUCGCGGCGUUGAAGUCAGGACAGCUGCACGCGGCGGGCUUGGACGUGUUUGCGAACGAGCCGCGCGUGCACCCGGAGCUGUGUAAGAUGAAUAAUGUGACGCUGACGUGCCAUAAUGCGGGCGGGGCGAUCGAGACGAAUUUCGGGUUCGAGAGGUUGGCGAUGGAGAAUAUUGAGGCGUUCUUGUUGCAGGGGAAGGCGUUGACGCCGGUUAAUGCGCACUUGAUUAAGGGUUAGGGCGGUUUAUAGGAGAUAGCUAUGGAUAGUAGUUGUAUGAAUAAGAUCAUAAUAUUAGGAUUAUCGUGUCCAUGAGAUUUAACAUCUGUUCCUUUCUCUUUCGCAUUCUUCGUGUCUCAUUCUAUACCAACUUAUCCAAUGUCUAAAAUCCUAGAAUCGUAUAUCAAUACCUAUUCUGUGUACU